Molecule: messenger RNA, 969 nt
Organism: Morus notabilis
Lineage: Eukaryota; Viridiplantae; Streptophyta; Magnoliopsida; Rosales; Moraceae
Product: protein YIPF6
Exons: 4
Coding region: 211-813 (200 amino acids)
Biological process (GO): endoplasmic reticulum to Golgi vesicle-mediated transport
Cellular component (GO): membrane; trans-Golgi network
Source: RefSeq, a predicted model, not a curated record
UUUCCAGCCCCGACAAAACUCAAACAAACCCCUCCCCAAUCCCUACGCUGAUCCCCAUUUCUCCUAUUUCCAAACACCCUCUUUCCUCCUCCUCUCUCUCUCUCUCUCUCUCUCUCUCUCUUCUCUCUCUCUCUCUCUCUCUCUAGAUCCCGACUCUUCAAGUUCAGAUCUUACCCACUCACUUUCCCGGAAAAAACACAGAAAGAAAAAAUGUCGCACGGCGACACCGUCCCGCUCCACCCGUCGUCCCAAUCGGACAUCGACGAGAUCGAGAACCUCAUCAACGCCAGCGUCCAGUCCGGCCCCGCCACCGUCCUCCCGGCCAGACCUCCGAGCCCUCCCAGGGCUUCGAUCCCCGUCUCCUCCUCCCCUUAUACUGUAUUAGGCCCCUUUAUUUCAGAUGAUGCCCUUUGUGACUUGGAACUCAUCAAAGGUUGUUUAUCACAUUAUGAUUUAAUCCGCUUGAGAACUGCACAAUCUGAAGUUUUUGCUGUUGCAUUUGCUCUGCUAGCUGCCGGUGCUGUGAUUUUAACAUUGAAUGUGCUGCUCCUGGGCGGGCACAUAAUUUUCUUCCAGAGUCUGAGCCUUUUGGGAUACUGCUUAUUCCCUCUGGACAUUGGCGCCCUAAUCUGUAUGUUGAAGGACAACGUGAUAGUGAAAUUGGUUGUGGUAUGUGUAGCAUUGGCUUGGAGUUCUUGGGCAGCAUAUCCUUUCAUGAGUUCAGCAGUCAACCCAAGGAGAAAAGCUCUCGCGCUUUACCCGGUUUUUCUCAUGUAUGUAUCUGUUGGUUUCCUCAUUAUUGCCAUUGAUUAAUGCACUGGAUUGCUCAAACAUACUGAACCUCAACAUGUUAUUACAUAGGAUUUUUAUGUUCUGAGUAAUUUUCUUUUCAUGUCAACUGUAUUUUUUGACUUCUUGAUAUGUUUGGGAGCUCAAUCUACCAAUAGAAAAAAUAUAGCUGUGUGAAAC